Eimeria tenella is the source of this 1287-nucleotide messenger RNA. RefSeq lists its product as uncharacterized. The transcript is spliced from 4 exons. Lineage: Eukaryota; Apicomplexa; Conoidasida; Eucoccidiorida; Eimeriidae. Bases 1 to 1287 code for a protein of 428 amino acids. The record is from RefSeq and is a predicted model, not a curated record.
AUGAGGCCGGCAGUGGUGAAGAGUGUUGUGCUGCUGAAUUCCCAUUUGAGCGCGGAGGCGCUGUGGGCCUCGCGGGCUUCUCUGCGGAGUCUCCUUUUUCCUUUUUUGUCUCUUUUGCCUCAUGCUGCUCUUCGAAAGAUAAUUAUAUCUCAUUUCCUGCGGCCUUUGAAGCCAGUUGCUGUUCCUGCUACUGCUGCUGCUGCUGCUGACCCCAGCAGCAGCAGCAGCAGCAGCAGGAGCAGCAGCAGGGAAGACGGGGAGGGCGAGGACCUCUUCGGGGCCUUCUGCAGCAGCUCGCAGCUGCCGCAGGACUCCCGCGCUGCUGCUGCUGCUGCUGAUGCCGCAGCAGCAGCAGCAGCAGCAGCAGCUCCUGCUGCUGUGCUGCUGCAGCCGCAGGAAACUCUCGAAGUCAAAAACAGCAAAGAGUUUCUCAUCGCCCAGUUGGAGACACUUACUGCAGCAGAACUUGCUGCUAGACUCGCCUUGCACUUGAGUCUGGCCCCGCCCCCCUUCGUGCCCCACUUGGCAAAAAGGGACUGUCUACUUUUGCUGCAGACUCUGGACUGCAACUUUGCUGCUGCUGCUGCUGCAGCAGCAACAGCUUUGCUGCAGCAAUACCCGGAGGCCAAAAUUGCAGAAAUGCGCAGCGGCGGUCCUUUCCCUUUUCUUGCUGCAGCAGAUGAGGUGUCUAUGCACCUCGAGCUGCACCUGCGGCGCUGUGGGGCGGCCCCGUGGCUGCAUGCGCAUGCAUGCAAAAGCAGCAGCAGCAGCAGCAGCAGCAGCAGCAGCGGCAGCGGCGGCGGCGGGGGGGGCGGAGACGGCAGCAGCAGCAGCCAAGGCUGCUGCGGAAGCAGCGACGGAGGCGCAGCGUGGGGCUCCGGUGGAGGGACGCAGCAGCAGCAGCAGCAGAUGCAGCAGCAGCAGCAGCAGCAGCAGCAGGUUUUGAGCAGCAGCAGCAGUGUACAGGGACAUGCGACGGGCGUGCGGCGGGUGCUAGGGGACCCGUUGUCUGCUGCUGCUGCUGUUGCUGCUGCUGACAGCAGCAGCUGCUGCUUGCUCCAGCCACAAAGCCUCCGGCAGCUGCAUGCGCAUGCACAUGACCCUCUGCUGCAGCAGCAGCUGCAGGAAGAUUUAGAAAGUGCUGCUGCGGCGACGGUGCAGACAGCAGCCAGCAGCAGCAGCAGCAGCAACAGCAGCAGUUCCGAGUGCUGCGAUGGCAGCAGCAGCAGCAACAUCAGCAGCAGCAACAGCAGGUACAGCAGCACCAGCAGUUUGCAGCCGAGCUAA